Messenger RNA from Entrophospora candida, 545 nucleotides. NCBI's taxonomy places the organism in Eukaryota, Fungi, Glomeromycota, Glomeromycetes, Entrophosporales, Entrophosporaceae. The record is from the annotation of a GenBank genome assembly.
AUGUUUCUUAGGUUGAUAUCAUCAUCAGAAACAACAACUAUUGACACUAUUAUAAAUGAAAAAAUAAACAAGGUACAAUCACCACCACCAAAUUACAAAACUUCAACAACUUCUCAGUUAACAUCACCAUCAUCUAUGUUAUUGAAUAAAAUUUUUAAAGAAUUUAAGGAGAAACAAAAAGAUAUUGUUUACUUCUGUACAAAAGAUGAUAUAAUGGAUGUAAGAGGUGGUAGUGAUUUUGCAAAUUAUUUAACUGUUGAACAAUACAAAAAACUUUUAUCUAACUUUAAAAAUGAUGUAAAAAAAUCACUUAUAGAUUGGAGUAAUUUAACUGAUGAUUUGAUUAUGACAAAAGAUGAAGAUACUGAAACAAGACAAAUUAAAAAAUAUCCAUAUGAAGUAAUGUCACCUAUAAUUAAAUUGUUCACUAAACCUAUUCCACCUAUCACUGCAACAAACACCAAUGAGCACCAUUACUGGUCUGAGUUCACCCAUAGAUUCUUUUCCAGAGCAUUGGAGGAUUUUGCAGGACUUGAUUGGUACAU